AUUAUCCCUGUAAUUCUCAGCGACUAAAACAACGCUGUCCUUUUACGCUAGAUAAUAACUCAAGCGUGAUUUCACAACGCACGCGGCUGACCAGGACGUCCCUAGAUAUCUUUGGACUUUUUUUCCCUUUUCGUUUAGUGAAUGAUCGCUGACAAGACGGCAACAAAACUGGAAAAGAUCACUGCUUCCUGUCUCCUAUCCUAAAUCUUUACUCCAGUGAAGACCGUUUUCACGCUAGCAUAAAUGGACAACGCAGGAAUGAAAAAAGGAAUUGUGAUAAAAGAUGACUGGCCUGGAUACAGCCUGGACCUGUUCACCUACCCUGAACACUACCAUGAAGACAUAGAGAGUGUUUACAUUCCACAUGGGGUAAUCAUGAACCGGGUGGAGCGUCUGGCCCGCUAUGUCAUGGAUGAUUUUGAGGACAACAUAAUGGUGCUGUGCGUCUUGAAGGGAGGCUACAAGUUCUGUGCAGAUCUGGUGGAGUUCCUCAAGGUUCUUGGCCGAAACUCCAACAAGUACCUGGAGACCCGGGUGGAGUUCAUCCGCCUGAAGAGCUACCAAAAUGACCAAUCAACAGAGGAGCUGCACAUCAUAGGAAGCCGAGAUCUGUCUUUCCUGCGUGGAAAGAGUGUGCUCAUUGUUGAGGCCAUAGUUGACACAGGAAAGACCAUGAAGGCCCUUCUGAAGCAUGUGGAGACCUUUGAACCCAAGAUGGUCAAGGUCUCAGGUCUGUUGGUGAAGAGGGUCCCUAACAUGGCUGACAGUCUGACAGACUAUGUUGGAUUUGAAAUCCCCAACCAAUUUGUUGUUGGUUAUGCCUUGGACUACAAUGAACACUUCCGUGACCUGAAUCAUAUCUGUGUCAUCAGCAAGACUGGGAAGAUGAAGUACAAGGUUUAAGAAAAAGAAAUGCUGGCCCCCAGAAGAGGACUGUUUGUGACAGAUGGAUAGAGCUUAUGGACGUUGGCAUCCCCGUGCCCGGAUAACGCCCACUCUGACUCAUGGAAAACAGUGAGCACAGCAGGCAGGCCGAACAGCGUCUCCUCACCACACUGUAUCUAUUUGUUCCCAACUUUGAUCAGGCCUUACUGGAAAUCAGAACUGAGUACACAAGAGUUUGGCAACGCUGACAUAACAAUUUUUACAUUGAAAUGCAAUCUCACAGACAGGUAAACUAUACACAUUGUGUUGAAAAUUACAUGGACUGACCCAUCACAAGUCACUUCUACUCCAGCAAGUACAAACUGAAGA
Etheostoma cragini (Arkansas darter) is the source of this 1254-nucleotide messenger RNA. It is a transcript of the gene prtfdc1a, whose product is annotated as phosphoribosyl transferase domain containing 1a. Gene Ontology annotation, molecular function: hypoxanthine phosphoribosyltransferase activity; magnesium ion binding. Bases 244 to 903 code for a protein of 219 amino acids. The record is from RefSeq and is a predicted model, not a curated record. Gene Ontology annotation, biological process: IMP salvage; guanine salvage; purine ribonucleoside salvage. The transcript is spliced from 11 exons. NCBI's taxonomy places the organism in Eukaryota, Metazoa, Chordata, Actinopteri, Perciformes, Percidae.